Molecule: messenger RNA, 1614 nt
Organism: Alternaria incomplexa
Lineage: Eukaryota; Fungi; Ascomycota; Dothideomycetes; Pleosporales; Pleosporaceae
Exons: 1
Coding region: 1-1614 (537 amino acids)
Source: RefSeq, a predicted model, not a curated record
AUGGCCUCACUCAGAGUCGCCGUCAUCUCCCUCGCAGCAUCCGUUGUCUAUGCAUACCCGACGACGGAUCACUCCGGAGCUGGAUGCCUAAGCGUACCAAAGACAGCAGAAGGUGCUUCGAUACCACAUAGCAACUCCUUUGCCUCAUUCUCAUUCGAACCUGCCUUCUGGGUUGAAUUCUUCGGUAAUGCUAGUACUCCCAACAACCUUACUUUCAGUGUCUUGAACAGGAUCCAUGAGCAUGGUGGAAGUCCUGUCAUCCGACCUGGCGGCAUUACCAUGGACAGCAUGAUAUUCGACGCAGACGGUGGCGACGUGGUGCGUACCACUAGUCCGGAAGGCGGCGUAUGGCGGACCACUGUUGGACCUGACUACUACAAGAGUUGGAGUAAUUUCCCCAAUGGCACCAGGUUCAUCUCAACUCUCAACUUCGGUAAUGAGAGUUUGGAAAUCUCUACAGGCCUUGCAGUCGCAUCGCUUACCUAUCAAUCCGACAAGGUCGCGUACCUUGAGCUUGGUAACGAGCCGACCAACUAUGACGAGAGCCGGUGGAACGAUUCGACUGCAGCCUAUGUGCAGCAAUGGAAACAGUACACAGCUAGUAUCGAUACCGCGCUGGAUGCUUUGAACAGUUCAGAUCUUCCUCAAGAGCGCUGGUGGGCAUCUUCCGCCACGACUGAUGACUCAGGCCUAGAGGUUCGACCUGCAGCACUCAUCCCUGCAGGCAUCGACUCAGAAGAUCAGGUUGGCAUAUAUUCGAUACAUUCGUAUGCCUUCUCAACCUGCGAUCCAGAACGCGCCGCCUUGGCCACCAUCGAGAACAUCCUCAAUCAUACCGAGCUCACACGCUACUGCGAUGAAGAAAUUUACCCGUCUGCCCGCGCUGCUCUCGAUGCUGGAAACAACUGGAACAUUGGCGAGUUCAACUCCGUCUCUUGCUCCGGUGCACCAAACGUCACCGACACAUUUGCGCAAGCACUCUGGGUCAUUGAUAGCGAGUUAAUAUACGCGACAAGGAAUGCCAGUUCCACGCAUCUACAUCAGGGUGCUACGCUUGCCCUUCAGUCGGACGAACAGCUCAACACGCCCGGUGCAAAUGGUAGUCCAGGUUUCAGCACUUAUUCAAUGCUGUACCCUCGCGACACCGAGUUGAGAGGCCCGGCACGAACUCUGCCCUCUUUCCUCGCGCAGCUAUUCAUGGCUGAGGCCUUUGCUGUGCCUGACACUCGGGUUCGUGCUCUCGAACCACCUGCUGGCGUUGAUCCAGAGUCGUUCUCUGCAUAUGCGUUCUACGUUGACGAUCACCUAUCCAAGCUAGCACUCGUCAAUAUGAAGCCUUUCUACGCCAACUCGACAGAUAACUUCUCUGUACAUGUUGAUCUAUCGGGCGCUGUGGGUUCCGACGGCGGAUGCUUAGGUGUAAAGAGAUUGACGGCACCAUUCGUGAACACUGGGAAUAGCUCCUUGACAUCUUGGGCUGGGCAGUCAUUUCCUCAGGGUGAGCCGAUGGGCAAUGUGGUUGUUGAAGCGGUUGGGACAGAUGCUGUAGUGAACGUGAGGGGUAGUGAAGCAGUACUUGUGUUCUUCGACAAAGACAGCAUAUAUGGUCUAUAG